GUCAUCAUGUCAAGAUCCCACCCGUUUCUUUGCACUUUUGUGUAGUGCAAUGACAUUGAGAAAUCGAAAACAGAGACAUUUUGACCUUUGUUUCUCGUCCAGACCGGUCUGGCAUUCUUGUGACAGGUUCGCCAUCGCGUAUGCCAAGUCGAAAGUCUUAGACAACUAGGCGAGGGAUGAAGAGACUGGGGCAGCUCACCGAUGCACGAGUCUGGUUCGCCUUGUCCCUUGCCGACUUGGCAACAUCGACCUUGAGUAUAAGAAGAGUCGGCUAGAAUUCGCCGUUCACCAGAACUAGUUGACCUUGACUAUCAACUCCAGCCAUUACAUCUUAACAACUAGAAUUAUCAACACGAUGAAGUUUCUUCCAUCAAUCGCAAGCCUUUUGGGUACAGCAACGGCCGCGGUCGAAAUUCUGUUGCCGCUUUAUAUCUACCCAAUCAACGAUGUACAGAAGCCUUACGAUGGCACCAUGGACUGGCAAGCGGCUAUCGCGGCCAUCGACGCCCAUCCAGACUUGACCUUUAACGUCAUCAUCAACCCCAAUAGCGGCCCUCCCUUCGCUUCAGAGGCAGGUAUCAAGAUUGAUUGGGCUCAGUGGAUCGGCCAGAUCAAUGACCGUCCCAACACUGUGACCCUGGGCUACAUCUCUACCCUCGGUACAGUGCAAGCCCAGCCUCAUGACAUCGCCCUCGUCAAGCAGGGGGUCGACACCUACGCCGGCUGGGACACGACCAACGGUUGGGACGGUAACUCUUACGAUAUUCACAUGGACGGUAUCUUUUUUGAUGAGGUCAACACGGCUCCCGCUCAGCUUCAGUACUACACCGAUGUCACCAACUAUGCCAAGUCCGCUACGGGCGUGGUGGUUCUGAACCCGGGUGUUACCGUCAACCCCGCCAGCUCCUCGCUCUACACCGUGGCUGAUGCUAUCUUGUCGUUGGAAACGUGCUACACGGCUGAUUCCAAUGCGCCGCAGGACCGGUGCCCGAGAAACACGUACACGCCGUUCACGCCUGCGUCGUUGAGCUCUCUGCCGACGGAUGCGGCGCAGAGGGCCAAGUCUGCUGUCAUCGUUCACGACUUCUAUGAUGACUGGGAGCCCUACCAGCCUGCUUCUGUGGCGACUCUCCAGACGGACAUCAACGCCAUUGUUGCGCAGGGUGUGCAUAGCUUGUAUAUCACGCAGUGGGGGUAUAACGAGAGCUUCACGCGGGAGCCGGCCAGUGUCGGAACUGUCUCGAAUCUGCUGGCGCUGGCUGAAGGUCUGGCAUCUGGUGUGCCUCUGUGAACUAGGUAUAUUAUAACGUCGAAAAUCACCCCUGAUCUGGUUCUCCAGAUAUGCUAGCAGACUCACGCAAAUAGGACUUCAAUCGAAUAAUAUGAGGUUUCCAGAAGCUUACUUGCGA
Molecule: messenger RNA, 1409 nt
Organism: Colletotrichum godetiae
Lineage: Eukaryota; Fungi; Ascomycota; Sordariomycetes; Glomerellales; Glomerellaceae
Product: Spherulation-specific family 4
Exons: 1
Coding region: 356-1291 (311 amino acids)
Source: RefSeq, a predicted model, not a curated record